Messenger RNA from Danaus chrysippus (African queen), 1269 nucleotides. Lineage: Eukaryota; Metazoa; Arthropoda; Insecta; Lepidoptera; Nymphalidae. The record is from the annotation of a GenBank genome assembly.
AUGAUGUCUGCGAUAACCAAAACUAGUAAGAUAUUUCGUGUACUUACGCACCAAUAUUCACCACGUGUUACAUGCAAAAGAAAUUUAAAUCUUCAAGAAUAUCAUAGCAAAGACCUGUUAAAAAAGCACCAAGUUUCUAUACAAAAUUUUCGACUUUUGGAUUCAUCUUUGGACUCUAAGGUGCUCUCCGACUUUAAGGCUGAUGAAUAUGUAGUUAAGGCUCAAAUAUUGGCUGGUGGAAGAGGGAAAGGUCAUUUUAACAAUGGAUUCAAAGGUGGUGUCCAUUUAACAAAGAAUCCGAAUGAAAUCGUAAACUUAGCAAAAAAUAUGAUUGGACAUAAGCUUAUCACAAAACAAACGCCUAAAGACGGCAUAUUGGUAGAUAAAGUAAUGAUAGCAGAGAGUGUUAAUAUAAAGAGAGAAACAUACCUGAGUAUUGUAUUGGAAAGAGCAUAUAAUGGUGCAGCUUUAGUAGCAUCUCCAGCAGGAGGAAUGGAUAUUGAAGCAGUGGCUGAGAAAACUCCUCAUUUAAUAAAAACUGUCCCCAUUGACAUAUAUGAGGGCAUAACAGAUAAAACUGCCAGAGAAGUUGCUGAGUUUCUAGAAUUUAAAGGACCUUUGCUUAAUAAAUGUGCUGAUGAAAUUAAAAAGUUAUGGCAGUUGUUUUUAAAGGUAGAUGCUACACAACUAGAAAUCAAUCCUCUAGUUGAAACUGAUGAUGGUAAAGUAAUAGCUGUUGAUGCAAAGAUUAAUUUUGAUGACAACGCUGAGUUUAGGCAGAAAGAAAUCUUUGCACUUGAUGACAAGUCUGAAACGGAUCCUAGAGAGAGAGAGGCAGAGGCUCAUAAUCUUACAUACAUUGAUAUGGAUGGUAGUAUUGGCUGUAUGGUCAAUGGAGCCGGCUUGGCUAUGGCCACAAUGGAUCUUAUUGUUUUAAGUGGUGGGAAACCAGCUAAUUUCCUGGAUCUUGGAGGUGGUGUGGGACAAGCACAAGUUUCAACUGCUUUGAAGAUACUGGAAUCAGAUCCUAAAGUAAAGGCAAUAUUUGUGAAUGUUUUUGCUGGUAUUGUAAAUUGUGCUCUGGUUGCAAAAGGUAUUGUUGCUGUAUGCAAAGAAAAUCUACCAAAGCAUCCAAUAGUGAUUCGUUUGGAAGGAACAAAUGCAGCUAUAGCCAAAAAAAUCCUUGAAGAAUCUGGUCUGCCGUUGCACAUUGUAAAUGAUGCUGAUGAAGCAGCAAAAAAAGCUGUUGCAUUGGCAGAAUCAAAAUAA